AUGUCGCAAAUUCCAUUGAACUACGAAGCCUCGGCCGGCGACAGCCACAACAAGCAGGUCGUCAACAGCUUACCACCCGAAGUCGUACAAUGUCUGGAGAAUGCCCGAUUUCUUCAUCUGGCAACAUGUACCAAUAACGAGCCCCAUGUCUCCUUGAUGAACUAUACAUACCUGCCGUCAUCGCCGUACUCGUCCGCCCCCGUCAUCGUCAUGACAACGAACCCUUCCUCCAAGAAGACGACCAACGUCGUCGAGAACCCCAACGUCUCGCUCUUGGUCCACGACUGGGUAUCACACAGACCCCCCACCCAUGGUCGCAGGCCUUCUGGCGGUUCGCCUGCUCCCGAACACAGAUCUAGUCUAGCAUCGCUUCUGCUCAACUUGAACACGAGCGCCAUGUCCAGCAUCAGCGCCACCAUCAAUGGCACAGCAUCAUUGGUACCUCAGGCGUCCGAAGAAGAGCGGUUCUACAGGGAACAGCACUUGGAAAACAACACCUUUGACUCGGAAGGUGACGCCCCUUCGUUUCAUCAACAGCCUCAAGGCGGCCAGGAAGAUGGCGGCAGGAAUUGCUUCGUCGCCGGAGAGGAGGUGAGGGUCAUUCUGGUCAAGAUCAAGGACAUACGGACCAGCGACUGGAAGGGCGGCGUCCAGGACUGGGUCAUGGAGUCCCACGAGAAUGCUAAUACCGUCAAUGGCACAAGGUAG
Molecule: messenger RNA, 708 nt
Organism: Truncatella angustata
Lineage: Eukaryota; Fungi; Ascomycota; Sordariomycetes; Amphisphaeriales; Sporocadaceae
Exons: 2
Coding region: 1-708 (235 amino acids)
Cellular component (GO): cytoplasm; nucleus
Source: RefSeq, a predicted model, not a curated record